This is a messenger RNA of Juglans microcarpa x Juglans regia, 909 nucleotides long. Its product is annotated as LOB domain-containing protein 38-like. The record is from RefSeq and is a predicted model, not a curated record. Gene Ontology annotation, biological process: regulation of gene expression. Lineage: Eukaryota; Viridiplantae; Streptophyta; Magnoliopsida; Fagales; Juglandaceae. The transcript is spliced from 2 exons. Bases 67 to 693 code for a protein of 208 amino acids.
UUUUCUUCUCCAGUCUCACUCCCUCUCUUUGGUCUGCAAUCAGCAGCGUGAAAAUCCGUCAAAACCAUGAGCUGCAACGGUUGCCGCGUACUGCGAAAGGGCUGUGGCGAGACAUGCGUCCUGAGAUCGUGCCUUCAGUGGAUCAACUCUCCCACCUCCCAAGGCAACGCCGUUCUUUUGCUCGCCAAGUUCUUCGGCCGCAGCGACCUUCUUUCCUUCAUCUCCGCCGUCCCCGAAUCCCAAAGACCCGCUUUGUUCCAGUCCUUGUUGUAUGAAGCCUGUGGCCGCACGGUGAAUCCGGUGGAUGGUGCGGUGGGACUUUUAUCGCGUGGCAUGUGGCACUUAUGCCAUUUGGCGGUGGAGACAGCCCUCGCCGGUGGUGAUCUCACGCCUAUAGCGGAUAUCGCAACGGCCGGAAUUUCCCCGGACGCAUUCGGCACUGAAGAAUCUGCGGUUGAAACUCUUUACAGUCCAUCCGCGCUGUCCAUGAAAGAAAAUCAACCGUCUGAUCCUCUUACCCUCUCGCUGGCACCUAAGCUCUCCAACGAUAUGAGUGCUGCCCUGAAACGGCCCAUCCCAUGGAGAGUCAAGCGCUCUAUGGAUUUCACAACGUCGUUCAAGUCCAACGAUUCCGAGAUGACGAGCCUUGGAAGCCCUGGCAAGGAUCGGAAGCUUCUUAAUUUAUUUGUCUGAAAGAGAGAGAGAAAGAGAGUUUUUGUCUCCGAUGAAGUCCUGCGGCGUAAAGAUCAGUGAGCAAUGUAAGAGAGAGAGAGAGAGAGAGAGAGAGAGAAUACAAAUAAAAACAUUUUAGUCUCGUCGGCCGGAAAUUUCUCCGGCGAGUUUUUGAACAAGGUUUCCGGCCAAGUUUUUAGGCGUUAAUAAUAUUAAUCUUUGUUUGGUUUCCGAGUU